This is a messenger RNA of Colletotrichum lupini, 2277 nucleotides long. RefSeq names its product Cdc73 family RNA pol II accessory factor. The record is from RefSeq and is a predicted model, not a curated record. The transcript has 8 exons. Lineage: Eukaryota; Fungi; Ascomycota; Sordariomycetes; Glomerellales; Glomerellaceae. Gene Ontology annotation, biological process: transcription elongation by RNA polymerase II; positive regulation of transcription elongation by RNA polymerase II. Bases 1 to 2277 code for a protein of 758 amino acids. Gene Ontology annotation, molecular function: RNA polymerase II complex binding. Gene Ontology annotation, cellular component: Cdc73/Paf1 complex.
AUGGCCUCUAUUCAUACAGUCGACGGCAAUGAUGCAGUGACAGAACGCCAGAGCUCUAGGGAUGGCCUGCCGAUGAGUAUCGUGGCAUUCAAUGACCCUUUUCAGGACCCCGUCCGGACUCGCAGACGGACAUCGUCUUCGCAGUCCUAUCCCAUAUCCAAUCGCGACGCUCACAGGCUGUCCUUCAAAACGGCGCUCAGAGUCACUUGUCCUGAGGUUUUGCAAUUUGCACCUGGAGAUAGCUGGGAUGGAUCCAGCCCCCCAAAGAAGGAUGCGAGUAGGUCUGGUUUCCUGAAGGAUAUUGGGCUGAGCGAGAGAUCAUCUCUGGAAAAGCGCGCCAAGGCAGCGCAAACAAGCGUUGGAGAUGGGCCAACAGAUCCCCAAAGAUUCGAAAUAGCUAGCACAGCCGUUGGAAUCAACUCAUGGCGCAAGCUCUGGUGCUCCAUCGAUAAGCCAGAGCAUCCAGAGCCGGAAAAGCAUCAAACUGUUUUCUUUGUUCAAGAACAUGACUGUCAGUACAUUGGUGUUAGACCGAGCGGGGUGUAUUCUAAUGUCGAGCAGAAGCAAUCGUCCGAGUCGAUAUCCGAAUCUCUAGCCUCCGAGCAACUCGCCGACGUGCCGAAGAAUAUCUCAAGCUCUCCGAUAUCCAAAACGCUGACUUGGUUCACCAACAAAGAAGAUCAAAGGUCUACGGCCACAGGCACAAGCUGGUUCGGCAAGGCCCCUUGGCACCGUAAAGACUCCUACGACACCAUCAGCAGUGCCACAAGUUCUGUUCGAGACUUUUUGGCAGGAAAAACCCCACCUGUCACGCCUGAUCCCGAGGGCUUCUUGAGUCGCCAACAAGACUCUACCCUGACGCCGUACCCUGCUGGAACAUGGUUCCACCUGGGGAAGACAGUGACACCUGGGACGCUGCUCAACCGGCCAGAUCUACAAGCGUUAAACGAAACCAAACGAGAUGCGACGACAAUCUCCCAAAAAGACCCAAGGAGUGGCUUUCAGAAGCUCUAUAAGAGCCCGAUACUUAUAAGCCUAUUGUUUCUUUUACCUAUCAUUAUGGCUGCUAACGAGCAGGAUCCAUUGCUCCUGCUGUGGCAAUCCAUCGCAUCGAAACGACCUGCGGUUCCCACAGCUUCAGCCGAUGCUUCUGCGACCGAGGUUCCUCUCUCGCAAGCUACCCAUCUACUCUUCUCGCACCCAGCUCCCGUUUCUGUAUCGCUCUCGACACCGACGCGUUUCAUUUCAAGCGACCGCCCGGUCGACCUGCGAUCCAUCUACUUCGCCUGGCUAAACAAGGAUGUUGCAAUUCCCGAAUACAACGCAAGCGCUACCCGCCUCAACGAAGAAUUGGGCAGCCUAGGCACUGUCCAAAACCUUGCCUUCGUCGAACGUUUAGACUUGUUCACUUGGCUGGAAGGCGCUAGUGAGGAGAGUGAACACAUCAAGCCUUUGGCUGGCGACAAGGACGGCAAGGAGGGAGCUAGUGCGAGCGCGUCCAAGACUGCCCCAGCAACUGCGGCCAGUCGAGCUGGACGAGGCACUUUGGAUCCUAGAUUGGCGGUCAUCUACAAUGGAGAGCGCAAGAUGGGGGAUCGCAACUCUGUGUUGCGCGGCGUGAAGCACACGGACUUCUCCCAUGUCCGCAAGCUCGCUGUUCCUUUCAUCCAGAAGAAACCCAAUGGCUCGUCGAACAUAAGCGCCAACCCAUCCCUCGCGCUCAACCAGAAGGCCCCAACGAGGCGACCAGACCCGAUUAUCCUCCUCUCGCCCUCGGCCUCCUCCCUGCUGCGCCUGUCCAACAUCCGCUCUUUUCUCGAGUCAGGGCGCUACGUGCAGCCCGACGGCAGCGCUGCUGCUAGCAUGCUGCACGUCUCCCGCGUCAUGAAGGAUAUCGACCCGUCGCGGCCCAUGCGUUUCAUUCUCGUCGAGGGCCCCGAGCAGUUCAAACCCGAGUACUGGAAUCGCGUUGUUGCAGUCUUCACCACUGGCCAGUCAUGGCAGUUCAAGAACUACAAGUGGAGCUCUCCUCCGGAUCUGUUCCGCCGUAUUUUGGGCAUCUUCAUCGGCUGGCGCGGGGAGCAACCGCCAGACAGCGUAAAGGACUGGGGCCACCGCGUGUUGCAGCUCGGCGUUGAUCGCUGGCGUGAUGGAACUGGUGCUCAGGAGGCGGCCAAGUUCAGAGACAAGGAAGCUGCAGAGUCGAUCUGGCGGGCAAUUGAGGCGAACAUGAAGAACAAGGGAUGGACAAAAACCACUGCGCCAACCCAGCUAUGA